AUGGUUGAGCUUCGGCUAUCUGGUUGUAGGAAAUCUGAGCAGCUUCCUCCAUUGUGCCAGUUACCAGCACUACAGCUUCUUCAUUUGGAAGGAUUGACACAGUUGCAGUUCUUGUGCAGCAGUUGUACAUCCUCCACAUUUGGAAAGCUUAAGGAUCUUAAGCUUGUUGAUCUUGAUAAUUUUGAUAGGUUUUAUGAUCAGGUAGUGCAAGAAGAGCUAGUAGCAUUUCCUCAGCUCGAGAAAUUGCAUAUUGAAGGCUGCGGAGAAUUGACAGCAUUACCAGAAGCGGGAGUGCUCAGAAAAUGGUAUGAUGGUGGAGAAUAUACAAUGGUCCGCUCAGCAUUCCCAGGAUUGAAGAGCCUCAUAUUGGAAGAUUUACCGAGCUUUGAGAGAUGGGAGGCUGCCAUUGAAAUUGAAGUAGAACAUGCACUAUUCCCUUUGCUUGAGACUAGGUCCCUGGGAGCAACUAGAUAUAUGACGUCACUGUCCAAUUUGGAACUGAGAGGAAUCGAGGUGGAUGGCAAGGACAAAUGGGACUAUAUUUCAUCUGUGACAAAUAUGCACCUUAAAUGCUGCAGUUUGUUCUUCCAAUCACAUGCACUAGCUCUAUGGGCUUGUUUUCGGCAUCUGCAAGAUCUGGAUAUCUCUUGGUCGAAUGACCUAAUCUACUGGCCGGAAAACGAGUUCCAACAUUUGGUUUCCUUGCGGAGGCUGAAAAUUGAGCUUUGCGACAGUCUGGUUGGAUAUGCUCCUGACCAGGCAACAUUAGAAAGGAGCCAACUUUUGCCCUGCCUCGAGUCUCUACGUAUAUCUGGUUGCCAUAGUCUGGUAGAGAUCUUCAACCCUACCCCUGCCCUCAAGAAGAUGGAUGUUGGAUACUGUAAAAAUCUGAAGACCAUAUCCUUCAAGCAACAGGACAAGACAUCAUUAAAUGCAGGUCGUCCUAGCACUGACGUCAUAAUGGCAUCCACUGCUGUACAGAAUUUCAUUCCAUCAUCUCUAGAAACUCUGAAAAUCGAUGAAUGCCAUGGAUUGUUAGAGGUUCUCAAUCUUCCCUCAUCCCUUAAAGAAAUAGAAAUUGCUGGUUGCUCCCAACUACAAAUCCUAUCAGGCGAGCUGGAUGCACUCAAAAAGCUAAGAGUUGGUAGGUGCCCAGAGUUGAGAUCAUUAGAAUCAUGCAUGAUCGAGAUCCCAGCAUUGGAAGAGCUCUUUCUGUCAUCUUGCGAAAACCUGACAUCCUUGCCCAGUGGGACAGGAGAAUACUCAUCUCUCCGUGACCUAUCAGUUAACAACUGUCCAGGUAUAAAGUCACUUGUUUCAGACCUGCGGGAGCGGUAUGGAAGUUACCACCUCAAUCUACUAGAUGCCAUUUUGGAAGGACGCUCUCCAUCGCUGCUUGGGCGUCUCUGCUCCUAGCUUCCUCCUCCUACGGGGCUUCUGUGUGAAGACCACACGCCCUGUAGUAGGUCUUGGACAUGUCGGACAUGGCGCAGGCACUCUUCAUGGUAUCAGCCAGUACAUGCCUAGCUUCAUUCGUGUGAAUCUCCUGAGCAAAGGAUGGCAAAGAGUGAUGUGGUGGUGAUACUAA
Setaria italica (foxtail millet) is the source of this 1588-nucleotide messenger RNA. Its product is annotated as disease resistance protein RPP5-like. Lineage: Eukaryota; Viridiplantae; Streptophyta; Magnoliopsida; Poales; Poaceae. The transcript has 3 exons. The record is from RefSeq and is a predicted model, not a curated record. Bases 1 to 1416 code for a protein of 471 amino acids.